Messenger RNA from Cladophialophora bantiana CBS 173.52, 813 nucleotides. RefSeq lists its product as uncharacterized. The record is from RefSeq and is a predicted model, not a curated record. Lineage: Eukaryota; Fungi; Ascomycota; Eurotiomycetes; Chaetothyriales; Herpotrichiellaceae. The transcript has 3 exons. The coding region runs from base 1 to 813 and encodes 270 amino acids.
AUGGCAAGAGUUGAUUCAGGACCAGAUACCAAGCCUCUUCCUCCAAAUGUGCGUGCCAUCCAAGACUCGAUUCCCCAGUCCAUGCUCGGCUGGCUAUGCGAAACCUCAAGCGAGACCCCGAUCGAAGAGAUUCGUCGUCGCCUGUUUGAGGAUGAGUAUGUCUUUGUCAAGGGUCUCCUACCACGAGACGACGUUCUGAAGACGCGAGAACACUACUUUUCCCAGUUCAAAUCCCUGGGUCUGCUGAAGCCAGACAUAGAUCCAGUGGACGGCAAAUACAACAUGGCCGAAGACAUCUCAUUGCACAAUGGCGUUGGUGGUGGAGGUCCAACAGUUAACGACGAACUGGAGCGUCUCGUAAAGGCCAUGUGCAGCAGCCCUACCUGGAUUUCGCGGCGCACCCCAAGUUGCGUGAAAUGCAUUGGCGUUCAUUACGACAAACUCUUCCUUCGCGGAGGUGAUGCCUUCUUCUUGACCGCCUGGGUGCCCCUCGGGGACGUCACAGCCACAGGAGGAGGUCUUGUUUAUCUGGAAGACAGCACCAGUCUCACCAAGGCCAUCGAGGAUGAUUUCGGGCAAGAUCAUGAGCACCUCGCUAAGAAAACCAAAUUCAAUUGGUUUGUUGCUGAUUUCGAGGCUGGCGAUGUGGUCUUCCGUCUGCCAUACACGAUUCAUACGGCAGCGGCUAACAACGAUCCUCAUGGUCGCAUUCGGUUGAGCACUGAUCUCCGCUUCUAUGACAAGAAAGAUGUCGAGGCAAGCGCCACACACGAACGGUGGAACAAAUUCUGGACACCAGACGACGGGAUUUAA